Messenger RNA from Camellia sinensis, 615 nucleotides. The record is from RefSeq and is a predicted model, not a curated record. NCBI's taxonomy places the organism in Eukaryota, Viridiplantae, Streptophyta, Magnoliopsida, Ericales, Theaceae.
AUGGAAGUAUACUUGGCCAUCCCUCCUCAAGACCUACUGAUGGUGUUGGAUGUGCCCAAGCCCAAAGGGGCUGGAAUUGUUACUUCUUCCACUGCCCUUACUACUCAGAUUCCUGUGCUUGCUACUCCACAGUCUGCCCCUACUGCCCCAACUCCUUCUAGAAUCACCCCAGCCUCUUCGAGGAAAGCAACAACUACUGAUUCUAUCCUUUCAAUGGGGACUCCCUCAGUUUCAGUUGAGGUUGAUCAUCUGCAAAACGUGAGGACUAUUCAAAUCAUCCUUCCAUUUCCCAAGCCUGCAUUUGAUCUUCCCCAUCUGACUUUUGACCCUCCUCAAUUCGGUUCUCUUUCAAACCUCGCUCUUCUUCCUUCUCCCAAGGAAAUUCCAACUGCUACUCCAUCUCUGAUGGCAGUUGAUUCUCCUAUAAAGGGUACUGGCAGCUCUCCGAUUCAUGGUUUAUUACCUCUGCCUACUUCCAGCCCUUCUUCUCUUGACCUAUUGGUGGCUAGGACCAUAGAGACUGUUGAAGAUGCUCCACCUAUUUCUCCUAUCCCCAUGCAGUCUUCUGUGCCUUCCAUCACAGCUCUCUCUGCACCCCCUCAUGCCUACGGAUGA